GGAGACAAACGUACACAGGAGGCAUACAAACAAUCCACCUCUCUACUAAUUACUCAAGAGGGCUGUAAUUUUUGUGGAGUGUUUUAUUUAAUUAUUUUGAAGACUUUGUAAGUUUAUUAACUAGAUUAGAUGACCUUUUUAGCAAUAUCUGACAAUAUGCGUAUCAGUUUUUGGAAAUGGCUGUGAACUUGGGAGCUAAACAAUAGUCUUGACUAAACAAUAGUCUUGAAAACCAGGGUAAAAACAGCCACAGACUAAGCAGCAGACAUUUAAUAUCCUGUGGCAAGACGGGAUCUGUAGCUUGGGAACCAGGAAAGAGACACAUAAUGGACAAGUUCUUCAAACCCGUCCACAGACCUUCUUCAGAUCAGACUAAGAAACAGAGGAACCACCAUCAUCAUCACCAAGACACUCGUUCACAGAGGUAUACGAAGCUUGAUGACAGUGACAGACAUACAGAUGACAGCCGGGGGCACCAUCGCCGCCACCAAUACAGUGAAUAUCUCUAUGACACCCCCCAUCCCGAUGGCCAGUAUCUGUAUCAACAAGACAUUGAGAAACUUUACGACCACCGCACUUCUGUUACCCUCUCCAGGGCCUCUUCCUCUUCCCUGUCCUCCACUUCUUCCUCCUCUUCCACUUCUUGGUACACAGAGACAAGUGCUAACAAUCCCUUCUCCCUUCAGCAUGCUGAGAGGCCACCGCAUUCCCUGUCCUGCUCCAAUAUCUCGGAUGUGCGCAGAGCUUUCAGAGAUGAUGACAGCAGCGAGCCCAUUGUCUUUGCCACUGUCAAGCACAGCAAAAGGGGCAACACUGUCAGCAAGUUGGACGAUGGCUCACACCAAAGCAGAAGGAAUGAUCUCUACGACCUGAACAGAGGUCACAGUCGAAGUGAAGAAGGGCUUCUGCAGUGCAAUGAAAUAGAUGGGGGGAAAGGACGGUCCAAAGUGUCAACAAUCGACCACGGGCCCUUGUAUAAGACAACUAGUCUGAACCGAAGCUUGGCUUUCAGUGAGGAGGACAUUGUUUUAGGAGUGCCCAGGGGUCCUAUUAGGGCAGUCUCUUCGAGUCAGUUACCCAGCAAGGGGAUACUCAAAAACAAGGAGAAUAACAAUGACAUUCGCAAGGCCAAGUCAAUGGAGGUACUUUCUCCAAGAGUCACCACAGGAGAAGGACAAAGUGGGCAGAAAGGGAAAGGGAUCACUCAGGCUGAGAUAGAGCAAGCACGGGCGAACUUUGUGGCGGGAAAGUUGCAGUUCUCAGCUUUUUUAGAUGAGAUCACAAAACAGGUCAUGAGUCCUUCCCAACUCUCCAUCUUUGGCGUGAACACCAAUAAAGCUACUGAGAAAACCCCUUCACCAGUCCCCAAACCUGAGCCGGUCAAGCCCGAGCUUCCUCCCAAGAAGCACAGAAGUGGGAAACGGAGUGACACCGAGCUGCCAUUGAAGCAACACAGCAGGCAGGUGAAACCGACCAUCGGCUCUCGAAAACAUUCAGACUGCUCCGAUUCGGACAGGCUGACAACAUAUGCAGCAAGGAAGCACCGCGGCAGCCCCCCACCUCGUCAUUACACACCAUCUCCCAGCCAAGGACGGAAAGACAUGAGGCCCUCUCCAACUGGAGACUCCAUGUCAGGGGACAGAUAUGGCAGAUAUGGGCCUCACCAUACAGAUGGAACCAGCACCAGUCCUGAACCAGCCCAACCCAAGCAGCGCCACCACCAUAAAUACUAUCCCAGCAACUUUCAAAACCAAAACCCACAGACCCAACACUUCCCCAUGCAGACGCACCAUGAGGCUGAGCACGGAGGGCCGAGCAACUCGCCCCCACACUCAUCCCAGCUUGCAAGACAAGGGUUCGGCUCUGAGUCCUCAUCCACAAAGUCCGACUCAUCCAGGGGCCGAGACACUGCCUCCACGGCUACCAGCUACAGCUCAGAGCAGGGAUGCCAACACCAGUCACAGCCCUUGGGGAUCUCUAAGCAGCACCGGAACAUGCUGUGCGAUCCGGACCACCUUCAGGCGUUGCAGGAGGAGAAUGCUGAUCUCCACCAGAACCUGCUGCAGACCGUGGUUUGCAUUGAGAGCCUGGAGGCAGAGCUGCAGAGGACCAGAGACGAGCUCAGUCAUGUCAAGGAGAAAUAUAAAAGCCUGCUGCAGACACAUAGUGGGACAAAAGAGCCACAUAAUCUUCUGGGAGAGCACCUUCACAAAGCGUCGGAGAGCCUGAGCAAUGAGAGAACAUUUCUGCUGAAUCGCGUCUCCCAGCUGGGCUCGGAGCUGAACGACGCCCACAGGACCAUCGCAGCUCUGGAAAACAUUAAUGUGCCAGUUUUGGUAAAAGAGCUCCUGGAGAAGUAUUUUGGUUCUGCUGAAGCUAUUCAAAAUUUUCUCACAACCUCUUUUCCAACCAGCCAGGCCCAGCAGACAGAUGGCCAAUCCUGCGAUCCCAAAGCAGAGGAAGCAGCCCAGGGUUGCCUGAGCGAGUCAGAGGCAGGUCGGCAGAGGGUCACGGCCUUCAUGCCGAUUAAACAGGCUCUGACCCCAGCUAAAAAUGAGGGCAGUCUUCCAGGCAAGCAUGAGUCCACUCACAGCCCAUCGUUCUCUCUGGCUGACAUGGGAGCUGUUUCCUAUAAAACCACAGCUCCCAGUAAUCCUGCCAGACCACAGCCUGUUUACCCACAAACCCAGCAGCAGUUACUGCGGAGCGUUGCCCACACCGACACCGCUCCAGACCCUCAGCACGCCCACGCAGCGGGUGACAGAUGGGAAGGAAGAGGAGGGUUGAAGGUGCUGCUCUUUGAGCAGGAUGCAGGGGAUGUGAACUCCAUGUCGGCCCAGCAGAUCCUGGAUGAUUUCAUGCAUCAUCUGCAGGCACACAAGGAGGCCGGGGGAGGGAAGGAGCAGCAGAGUGGGCAGGAGUGGAUGAAUGGGGUGGAACAGGCAGGGAAAGUGGGAGACUGAGAUCACCGUCCGAGGAGUUUAUUCCUGUCCUAAUUAUUUGCCAGCAGUGAUUGUUCUUUAGGUGGCUAAAAAAGUCAGAGGGUGGGUGUAGAUUUAUGUAAUUAAUUCAUGAUGUUGUGUUCGUAGAGUUUUAUAUAGCUGAAUAAAUCCGGCACUUGAAGGUUGGAAACAGAAGGACUUUCUGUUAAUUUUAUGGGAUUUGUGCAAUGUUAAGUCUUUCUAACUGAGGGAAAAUACAAGUUUAAAUAGAAAGUUGGCAAAAUUCUAAGAAAAUCUCUCAAACAUGUUGAAAAAAUAUUUGGAAACCCUUGAAAUGAGGUAAUAUUUAAAUCUAAACUCUUUAAUAUGCUGUCAGUUCCUAUUUUUUACCUGUAAGAACUUCUCCUCGUCUUGGAGAGGUUUUCAUAGAGCAUUUCAUUGUAGAUUGUGUUUUCAUAUGUUCUGCAGAGUAUUUAUGAGGUCAGACACUGAUGCUGGAUGUAAAGGUCUGGCUGGCCUUGGAAUCUCUAUUCCAAACCUGAUUGAUACCUGUUAACAUACAACUCAUGUCAACGCUAACUGGAUUAAAGUCUGGAUUAUGUCAAUGAGAUGUCAUAAAAUGAAUUAAAACGUUUAACUAACUCUCCAAUUAAAAGUGGAGGCCAUAUACUUUUGUUAAUGUUGUCUGUCUCAUCAUAUGUAAUGCUUUUAAAAUACUUUCCUGUGUUAGCCAGCACUUUAAUAUGAGUUAAGUGUGUGAGUAAAGAUGAGUAUGAAUGCAUAGAUGUACAUACUUCACAGAAUGUAUAAUUAUUUAACACAAUGGUCCUUCCAUGUUAAAAUAAUAGAGGCUCUUUGCUGUUUUAGUGACUUUGAUGUACAGUAAAAUAUGAAUGUAAUAAAUACAAAUGGAUUUUCAAGCUGUAGAUUAGAUAAAGAGCAAAAUUAAAACGAUUUUAAUCUGUAUAAUUUCAGAGUUUCUCUAUUAAAUGUGCACAGUGUGUUAAAUCUGUGUGUUUAUCUCACUGCUACCAAUGAAGAUGCUUGUAAAUGGCUUGGAAUAUAAAUUUAUACCCAUUUAUAAUUUGUUUUGAUAAUCAUCAACUGAUCAAGCAGAUUUAAGUGAGAUUAAUGUAUUUGCAGAGCACAGUUUUAUGGUUUUUAUUUGCAAUGUACAUUUGUAUAAAUAAA
This is a messenger RNA of Poeciliopsis prolifica (blackstripe livebearer), 4133 nucleotides long. RefSeq lists its product as uncharacterized. Bases 327 to 2963 code for a protein of 878 amino acids. The transcript is spliced from 7 exons. NCBI's taxonomy places the organism in Eukaryota, Metazoa, Chordata, Actinopteri, Cyprinodontiformes, Poeciliidae. The record is from RefSeq and is a predicted model, not a curated record.